AUGCAUGCUGCUAGGCUUAAUGAAGUUAAGUCGCGGGAGCAUAAUCCUAGACAGUCUUGUGAAGAGGGUCAAACGCUUAUAUCCCAGGCACAGUCCGUUCGGAAUGACAUUAUCACUGGUGCUCAGCUGAAGCGUCGUGUGGUAUUUGCGAGGAAUAUAAAAUUGUUUUUUGGGGGCCCUCGACAUUCACUUAUUGAUUCGAGCGCCACUAGAGCACGGAAAAGAUUGACUCGGGAGAGAUGCGAGCGUAUCUGUGGCUUAAGGCCAGACGGAGUAAUCACUUGGGCGGCAGCGUUCCCUCCAAGCACAUGGACAGCUAGUUCCAUGUCAAACAGUGCCUUUGACUACGUGGAAGAGCAUAUCGAACAAGGCCUUCCAGUAGUAUGGCCAUCUGAAAUCUUCGAGAUUUUGAAUGACUUAGAGGUCGAGGAGCCGUUAAAUCUAUCGUCCAAAUACAAGGGAUUCCUUGAAGCCGUCCGGAGAAGUGAGCAAGAGAAACUGACACCAGCCGGUCCAGUACCCAGACUGCGGGUCUAA
Messenger RNA from Plenodomus lingam JN3, 537 nucleotides. RefSeq lists its product as uncharacterized. The record is from RefSeq and is a predicted model, not a curated record. NCBI's taxonomy places the organism in Eukaryota, Fungi, Ascomycota, Dothideomycetes, Pleosporales, Leptosphaeriaceae.